AUGUCACAAGUACCUUAUCCCUACCCAACCUCGAAUUCAGAACUCAUCAAACUUCUCAAUCUGAUCCCUCUUUUCGAAGGAGGUUUCUUUUCUCAAACCGUAUACCUCGAUACGGCACCUUCGACCGAUACGAAAACCAAAGAGAUUUCCUGGGGUCCAGCGGUGGACAUAUUGGCUGAUACGAAAACCCAAGGGGAAUUUCUUCAAGGUGAUAGAGUUCCAGCGGCCACACAGAUUUUUUAUCUUUUGACUUCUGAGCAAUAUAGAGGUAAGAUGCAUAUGAACGAACAUGCCACGUUUCAUACACAUCAUCAAGGUCGUUCACUUUACACACUCAUUCAACCUCCUUCUUCAACCGAAGAAAAACCUAAGAUUCACAGAGUUAUCGUAGGUCCUGAUAUCCAAGCUGGUGAAUUACUUCAAUUAUACGUUCCUGGACAUUGGUGGAAAGCUUCUGAAAUACCUGAAGAAGAUUUAUUAUUGUUAGAUUCACCUACGGCUGAGAAAGAGGGAUUGAAAGAUAAGAUAGGUUGUUUGAUUUCUGAAGUCGUCGUUCCUGGUUGGACCAUGGGACAACAUCAAUUUUUAGAUAUUGAAAAGCUCAAAGCAUUAUGGAACGGUCAACCCGAUUGGGAAGAAUUCGAAAAAUACACUCGUGCACCUGAAGGAGUAGCAAUUCCAGAUAAAGAAUGA
This is a messenger RNA of Tremella mesenterica DSM 1558, 693 nucleotides long. RefSeq lists its product as uncharacterized. Gene Ontology annotation, cellular component: intracellular anatomical structure. The transcript is spliced from 3 exons. Bases 1 to 693 code for a protein of 230 amino acids. Lineage: Eukaryota; Fungi; Basidiomycota; Tremellomycetes; Tremellales; Tremellaceae. The record is from RefSeq and is a predicted model, not a curated record.